AUGGCUAUGGAGCAGGAUGGUGACACUCUGAUGGGAGAGGCAGGCCCCCAUCACCCCAGCGCUAGUGCUUCACAUGGCCAUCCUACCAGCAAUCCCAGCGUGCCAGCAAUUCCAGGGACUCUCAAUGGGGGAAUUGACCCUUGGCUGGCUCCACCGCUUCUGGGGCAGUCUAUGAAUCUGCCUCUGCCUGCUCAAUCGGGCGGUCAGCAUGCGGCUGCACCAGUUGCUCAGGCACAACCCACAGUGCCAUCAAGUGCUCCGGAAAAGUCAGCUGGACUUAGUGCUGCUAUUACUGAGCCCGCCCACAGAGCAGACAGCAUCGUUGAGGAAUUGUCAGACUGGUCUGAGGAGGAUUUAGGGGCGCGUGUAGGGCUUCCUCUCGCAUCUCUACCGUCAGGGCUCUGCUAUGAUGUUCAGAUGCGCUACCAUUGUGAGGUGCGACCAACUGCGGAUGUUCAUCCUGAGGACCCGCGGAGAAUCUAUUACAUCUACAAGGAGCUAUGCCGAGCAGGGCUCGUUGAUGACCCGGAGUCUUCAAGACCGCUUGUCGCACGACCUCUCAAACGUAUUCAUGCUCGCAAUGCCACCGAGGCUGAGAUCUCUCUCAUUCACACCCCGGAUCAUUUCAACUUUGUUGAAAGUACAAAAGACAUGUCUGACGAUGAGCUCAUUGCUUUGGAGCAUACGCGUGACUCGAUCUAUUUCAACAAGUUGACAUUUGCAUCUUCCCUCUUAUCAGCUGGAGGAGCGAUUGAGACAUGUCUAGCUGUAGCCACUCGCAAGGUUAAGAAUGCCAUAGCUGUCAUUCGGCCGCCGGGGCACCAUGCAGAACACGACAAGACUAUGGGAUUUUGUCUGUUCAACAAUGUUUCCAUUGCGGCGCGUGUCUGUCAGAAUACACUCGGAGAAAGCUGCAGGAAAAUUUUGAUCGUCGAUUGGGAUGUUCAUCAUGGCAACGGUAUUCAGAAAGCGUUUUACGACGACCCCAAUAUUCUCUACAUCUCCCUUCAUGUCUAUCAAGACGGAAACUUUUAUCCCGGAGGGGACGAGGGUGACUGGGACCACUGCGGAGCUGGCGCUGGUAUUGGAAAGAAUGUCAACAUCCCAUGGCCUAGCCAAGGUAUGGGCGAUGGCGACUACAUGUAUGCUUUCCAACAGAUUGUGAUGCCCAUUGCGCAGGAGUUCAAUCCUGACCUGGUGAUCGUUGCGUCCGGCUUCGAUGCCGCUGCUGGUGAUGAGCUUGGAGGCUGCUUUGUGACACCCUCUUGCUACGCUCAUAUGACACAUAUGCUUAUGACUCUCGCUCAUGGCAAAGUUGCUGUGUGUCUUGAGGGUGGUUACAAUUUCAGAUCAAUCUCCAAGUCUGCUCUAGCGGUCACAAAGACACUCAUGGGUGACCCGCCUGACCGCUUGCACUCAACACUUCCUUCAGAUCUGGCAACUUCCACUGUGAGGCGUGUCAUGAUGAUCCAGUCUCGGCAUUGGCGCUGUAUGUACCCGAAAGGGCCGCUGGAGCAGGGACUUUGGACUGAUAGGUUGCACGAUGUCAUUCGUGCCUAUCAAUCCAAGCAGUUGUACGACAAUUUCAAGCUCACCUCGCUAUACAUCUAUCGGACAUCGAUCUCGAAAUCGUUCGAGAAUCAAGUCCUGGCGAGUGCCAAUUACUACCAAGCCGUGCCUCUGAUUGUUAUUUUCCAUGAUCCGCCAGAAAUCAUGGGCUUGCCUCAUCCAGUCACCAACAAACUUGAGGCCCAUAACUGCUGGCUGGCUGAUUGCAUGAAGAACUAUAUCGGAUGGGCCGUCGGGAAAGGCUACGCUGUCAUUGAUGUCAAUAUUCCUAAGCACGUGACGAUGGAGCCAACUACCGGAAAGUAUGAAGACGAAGAUGAGAAUCGGCCUUCGGCUACCGAGGAAUUGGCUGGAUAUCUGUGGGACAACUACAUUGAACCCAAUGAGGCAACUGAGAUAUUCUUCGUCGGCAUCGGCAAUGCCUUUUAUGGAGUCGCGAAUCUCUUGAUCAACAGAGACACUCUCUACAAACGCGUCAAUGGUGUUAUCUCCUUUGUCGCUGAAAAUCCCGUUCGAGCAAUAGCCUCUCACACUCAGGUCUGGCUCUCACGGUGGUAUAAAGAUAACUCACUUGUCUUUGUGUCCCAUACGCAUGGUGUUUGGAAUAAUGUGGAAACACGGCGUAAGCCGUCUAAGCGCUACGGACACCUGAUCCAGUCGCCCAAGGCCGGACUCAGUGAGAUGCUGAUGCAUCAUAAAGACGAGGUCUUCAAGUGGAUUGAAGAAAGAGCUGAUGAAGCAGAAAGCGAAGAGGAGGAGACCAAGAGCAAGAGUAAAAGCAAGAGCCGGUCCCCGACGAAGGAAAAGCCGGCUGAGCUUCCUCCUGGGCCUGGAUGA
Messenger RNA from Aspergillus lentulus, 2406 nucleotides. The record is from RefSeq and is a predicted model, not a curated record. NCBI's taxonomy places the organism in Eukaryota, Fungi, Ascomycota, Eurotiomycetes, Eurotiales, Aspergillaceae.